AUGGAGUCUCUCUUGAAGAACCUCGAAAAACAUGUUACUUUCUCCAUUUGUCUUGAUACUUACACCAAGCCUAAGACCAUAGCUUGUCUUCAUACCUUCUGCUUAAUAUGUUUAGAGGAGCACGCUUUGAGAACCCAAAGUCAAGGACAAUUUCGAUGUCCCGAUUGUCAGGCACAAGUGAAUAUCCCAGAAGGAAAUCGUUUCGAUAAUUUGCCGACUGGUAUUCAGCAAAACGAUUUGUUGAGUCUUCUCGCUGUACGACAAAGUAGCGAUGGAAGUCAGAUCAGUUGUGGUAUCUGUAAGAAAAAGAGCGCCGAGAUCUGCUAUUGCUUUGCUUGCGAAAGAUUACUGUGCCGUGAUUGCGUUAAUGCACACGAAUUGUUUCGAGAGAUUGCCUUUCAAGGACACAAAGUAACGGCAGUGAAACAGUUUCAACCCUUAGAUUACGAGGCCUUGUUGUUAAAGCGUCAGUCCUAUUGCCCUCAGCCUUACCACGAGAGAGAGGUAACCAGGUUUUUCUGCCUUGAAUGCCAGAUUUGUGUUUGUCAAGUUUGCAUAAACACUGAUCACAAGAAUCAUAAUGUUGAUCCGCUUGAGAAAGCAGUGGAUGCCGUGAAAGCAAACAUUAUGGCGGCAGUCGAGUCGAUAGAAGAGAAGAAGAAAGUCUGUAGCGAUGCGAUUAAAACUUUACUUCAAGCUGUUGUACAUCUGGAACGAAAUAUUACCGCUGCUAAACGAGAGGUUUCCCAAACAGCCAAACAAAUGAUCGCGAAGAUUCAAGAACACGAGCGGGAAGCUACAAAAAUUCUCGAGACUACACGGGUGUUUAGAAUGGAGAAAAUAAACUCUCUAAACGAGCAAGUAAAGUCAUUGAUCAAACAGCUUGACCAAGCAGUUCAGUUUGCAAAAACCCUGGUUGAGAGAAGCUCCAGUUCAGAUGUUAUGAAAGGUAAGAAGAUUUUACAGGAGCGAUUUGGAGAUCUCGACAACACCACAGUCCCUUCGCUUCCGGUUAGCUCAUUCGUGAAGUAUUUCUCGACUAAUGCACUUGACAACCAAAACCUGGGGUCAGUGAUAACCAGUGAAGCAGAUUUACGGUUUUCAUCGAUGGAAGCUCUUACUGAAAAUUUCCAAGCUGGUCUGGAAGCAGAACUUCUGAUUUGUCUAAAGCGAAAGAGUGAAGAAGAGCUUGCAGGUAAACGCAACGGUGAAUUUGACAUUAAAGUUGUCGUAAAACACGCUGAAGAUGUAGCAAGUUUAAGAACGUUUAAAAAAGAAAGUGGUGAUAUCCACGUGAAGUUUGUUCCUAAAAUACCUGGCACCUUCAACAUAACAGGCAAGAUAAAUGGCGACAAACUUGUCACCAGUCCUUUCAGGGUCCACGUAAAGGAACGACGGAUUGAUGUUGUGGGCGAGUUAGUUGUAAAAGGAGGAAUUCCUGAAAGGCCAAAUUGGAUUGCUGUCAACAGCAAAGGAACGAUCGCUGUAAUUGACGAUAAAAAACACUGUAUCUUAAUGUUUGAUAGGGAUGGAAAUUUUGUCCAAAAAUUUGGCUGCUCUGGAUAUGGGCCUGGGCAACUGUGUUUUCCAACUGGAGUGAAAUUCCUGAAUGAUGACCAGCUUCUGGUGGUGGAUGACUUUAAUGGCCGAAUUCAACAAUUCAAUGUACAGACAGGGAACUUUGUGAAGAGCUUUGGAAAGGAAGGGACUGGAGACGGCGAAUUCAAAAGACCCGAAGGAAUUUUCAUAGAUAAUGAAGGACGUGUCAUUGUAGCGGAUUACGGUAACGACAGAAUUCAGGUCUUGGACAAAGAUGGUAAAUUAAUGGUCAAAUUUGGAGACGACGACCCUGGAAAGCUAAACCAACCUAGUGGAUGCAUUUAUCACAAAAAAAAGUUCAUUGUCUCUGACAGUGAAAACCAUUGCUUGAAAGUGUUCGACAAAUCAGGGAAGUUCUUGUACAAAAUUGGAGAAAAAGGUGAAGCUGAUGGACAAUUUUCAUCUCCAUGGGGUUUGUGUGUUGAGAAAUAUGGCGAUCAUCAGAAUCUUUUGGUGUGUGACAGAGGUAAUGGACGCAUUCAACAGUUUACAAUGGAAGGUCGUUUUACUGGAAAAACUGUUACUAAACUAAAAGAUCCGAAAGCAAUAGCUACAACACCAGAUGGUCGUAUUUUGGUUUGUGACCGUGACGACAAAAAAAUUUACAUCUUGAAAUAGACAAUCAAAUGUGUUUUGCGAAGGAAUAAUGAUGUGGGAAUGGUAACAAAGCUAGCACUUUUAUCUUUACACCAACAAUCAAAUAAUUUAUAUUUGUUUUUUUUUCCUCGAAUAUGAUUUGCUUUAGGAUCUUUCAGGUGCUUAGGAUGUAUGUAUUAAAAAGCGGACUGACGCAGGCCUCCAUCUCCUCCCACAGCUCAAUUUCUAGGAGUGCAUGUAUCAGUUGAGACCGCCAUCCUCUCCGCCGUGUGUAUUGAAAAUCUCAUCGGUGGAUAUCGAGCUUGCUCGGUCCCAGGCUCCUUUGUCAAUAUAUUUUACUUUGGAAAGAAUAUAGCAGUUUUACCAUGUCAUGUAUCUCUAGGUGAGAGUUUUCAAUUUUGCAGGAUAGGACUAAAAAACAACUGCUUCUCUGGAAAUAACAUUCUAGUUUUAGCUUGUCUGGUAUCUUUUUGAGUGAAUUUUUUCAAUCUGCCGAACUGGACUAGAAUAUACAAAUUAGUUCCUUUAAGAUGUUCAUGCAACUAUGUAGAGAUAUGCUCGUACUAUAAAUUUUCUUCUUUAUCGUCGUUAAAUGAUAAUUUUUCCAGAAGAAACUAGAACAUUAGAAAAGAAGACUCGUUCAAUUAUAAUAGACCAGUUUAUUUGAAUUUGCUUAAUAUCUCUUACGAUAAAUGUUGAUAUAAAAAGAUGAGGGACUGAUAUUUUGACUGAGCAAAACUUCAUAUAUAAUGACAUUGCAUUAGUUAUUAAAAGACUUACGGGGGCGGAUCCGGGAAUUUUUCAUAGGGGAGGGAGGGGGGGUUCAAAUUUUGGCUCAGAAAACACUACAGAAACUUUCUUUGGCAAAUUACCUUUCCCCGCAACUACGUCAUUUAACAAACCUUAACCCAACUGCCCCCUCCCGCCGUUACACAUUAUAUCCAAUUUAACAACAAUUUUCUUAGCCCCCUGUGCAAGUCCUGACAACGGCUUUUCAGACAUCCUAUUUCUAUGGUAGGACUUGAUUCUUCGCCAGCCAGAGAACGAACGCUCGGCUUCGGCAGAACUUUCUAAGAGCGUACACCCAAUUAUAUAGUAUCCAUGCCUUUCCACCUAUCUGGUUUUGCCUGAGUCUUUUAGCUUCUCCCUUUUAGAAAUAGAAAAACCCUAAAACUUGUUACAGAAAUCGCUGUCUUUUAGGCGAAAAAAGUGGAAGAAGGAAAAAGUCUCAUUUGAGGUUCUAAUCAUGUUUCAGUGACCGGAGUCAACCUGCGCGCGGCUGCAACACUGACCGUUGUAAUUAGUGUACAAUACCAUUGGAGCUAGUCUCUUUUUUCUCCCUCGCACACUACAUGCUACCGAUGACAUGGCAGCAGUACCGUGAUCAUGUGCUCGUCCUCUUGCAAACGGCGACAUCGAUGUUGUUCUCGGCCAAACUUGACAAAAGAGCGUUUGCUGUGCUCUCACCAGAUGUUUUGUCAAGGUUGACAAAGUCGAAAAAUACUUCUUUGAUUUGAUGGGAGGCAUUAUUUCUUAGAUCUAAAAACCUUAAGGCAAACACUUAAUACUUCUUGAUUUGCGUAUUUAUCUGUCACCUCAUCGCCAAUGAUUGAGAAAAAAGCGGUUUCUUUUUGAAUUGGCUGUGUAACUUUCGACCGAAUAUAUGCUCCAAUGAUACGAAUAACUUCCUCUUGUCCAGUUUUCGAGGUGCUUGUGGCAUUUCCCCUACCAGUGAGAAAAUGUUCUUUUAAAUCUUUAUCAGAGUUUCUUAUUGGUAUAAGAAUAGCAUGGAAGUUACAUUUGUUCACGGAUGCUGUGCUUGUGCUGUCAUCGCGAUGGCCUCUAAGAGGGAUAUUCUGUUUGUCACACAAUAUUGUGGUACUUGUGAUUACUCUUACUACGUUCAUAUUUUUUUCAAACAUCUCUUGGUUUUGCGUGGGCAUUCCUAAAUGGCGAGGUCUUCUUUGGUUUUUGGGCACUUUGAAUUAUCGCAACGCCGGCGUCAAGUGCCCUCUGAUGAUAUUGCAUUUUGUGAUGACACCUAAGUGCUCCAUCUUUACCAGAGGGUUUUUCCAGUUUUUGGAAUAGUGCUGCUACAAGUGGUUUCUUCUGUGCUGAAGGAUUCGAUGGGGUUAUUAUGCAUCACGCAAAACUCCCCAUUUGAGAAGAGCUAUAUACAAGCCACUUACACGUUUCUAACCAUGAGGGCUGGAACACGAGCUUCUUAGAAUGCUUAUCUUUUCCCUUAACCACAGUCUUGAGAAUGAAGGAGGCCGGCUAAAACGGUUUUUAACGUAUUGAAUUUUUUCAGAGUUCUUGGAUCGACUUUGCCACUAACGAUGUCCACGACACCAAAGUAUGGUGCGACAUGCUGAUCAGUGGAAGAAACUUGGGAAACACCAAAGAACAAAGUAAGUAUCUUAGUGCUAAGUCGUCAAAUUGAAAGUGCCAAACUAAUGGCGUGGCCAUGGGUACUAAAAUGGGACCCAGCUACGCCAAUCUUUUCGUAGGUUUUAUCGAACAUCAAUUUUUUAGCCAAUACCACGGCCCAAAACCUGAACUCUACGACCGCUACAUUGACGAUUGCAUCGGCGCUACCUCCUCUACGUACCAAAGAGGAGCUCACUCAAUUUAUAACCGCCGUCAAUUCCUUUCAUCCGGCUCUUAAAUAUACCUGGGAAAUUUCCGACACUUCUUUGGCUUUUCUAGACAUUAAAAUUUCAAUUGAAGGCAACGGCUUAUGUACUAGUGUUUACUACAAACCUACAGAUUCACAUAGUUACUUGUUGUAUUCAUCCUCACAUCCAUCACACGUCAAGAACUCCAUACCUUUUUCACAGUUUCUCAGACUUCGUCGUUUAUGUAGUGACGACUCUGAUUUUUCCGAAAAAUCGGAGGCAAUGUGCCAGUUGUUCGAUAAACGUGGCUAUCCUGUUUCUGUCGUUCAAGCGGGCUACCACCGUGCUCAACAAAUCGAUCGACAGGCAGCACUACAAACGGCCGAGAAGGAAAACACUGAUCGCAUUCCAUUUACUCUUACAUUUCACCCUCAGAACCACGUAGUUAAAUCUAUCAUUCUUAAAAAUUUUAAAUUACUCCAAAACGAUUCAGAGACUGGCACUAUCUUUUUGCAACCCCCACUUAUUUCAUUCAAACGUGACAAAAACAUAGGCAACUUUUUAGUCAGGAGUUCAUUUCAAACCAAUGACCAAUCUGGAACUUUUAAAUGCGUUCGCUCACGAUGCAAAACUUGUCCUUUCAUUCACAACGUAGAGAAAAUAUCGGGACCUAAAAGAUCCAUUAAGAUCAUUGAUCACUUUACGUGUACCUCCGCCAAUGUUAUUUACUGCAUAACUUGCACUUAUUGCAAUAAGUUAUUCAUCGGCGAAACAGGAAGACGACUGGGUGACCGAUUCCGAGAACACCUUCGCGAUGUGGAAAGAAAUGACAAGGACGCAUCCAAACCAGUCGCUAGACACUUUAAUCUUCCUACUCAUUCUAAACAGCAUAUGGCAGUUUGCGGCCUUUCCUUACAUCUAGGCAGUUCGGAAAGUCGUAAAACACUAGAACAAAAAUUUAUUUUCCAAAUCGGCACCCUUAAUCCCCACGGAAUCAACGAGCGCUUUUCAUUCAACUAAUUUAUUCCUGUUUUCUCGUCACCAUAUUCUCACCAAUGGCGUCGCCCCACUUUCUGCAUAUAAAUCCACACACAAUCCACAAUUCCUCUAAUCGCUCUGACGAAGGGCUAACGCUCGAACGUCAGCUUUUUUACCCUCUACGGUGGCUAAUUUACGUUUCCAACCCAGUUGUUAACACUAAAUUACCUGCUAUACUCUCCCACAUCAUCACAGCUUCUUUAGAAACUUACCCCUUUAUAACUUCUUGUGUUGCUUACAUCUGCCCCAAAAAUAAUAGGUCACGAGGUUGGCGAACAGCAGGUAAUUUAGUGUUAACAACUGAGUUGAAAACGUAAAUUGGCCACCGCAAAGAGUAAAAAAGCUGACGUUUCGAGCGUCAGCGUUGAUAAGAAACUUAUCCCCUUUAUUCAUAUUAAAUUUUAAUCUCGCUAGCCUACGUGUAGCCGUACCCUCCCCAUUCACCUUGGCAGAGGAAGGGUACGGUUACACGUAGGCUGUGAUCUAGCUGAUGUUUCUUGGAAUCACAAAUCACAGGCAAACCACACCAUGUGUUCGUGGUUAAUAAUUGUUGACAUGAGACGAGCUCAAUCUAUGAGGAUUAUGAAUAAAGCUCUGAAAUUUGUACAUGUAAAUUAUAUCUCGGUCUGGAUAUCUCAAUAAAGUUAAAUGAAAUGUUAAUCAACUGUUUUCUGAUAAUUUUUAGCCUUGUAGGCCGUUAAGAGACGAAAGGGAGACAAGGCUUGCUUCUUGAUGGCCGGCAACCGCGACCUCCUCUGCUUCAAACUGGAAUUAAUGCCAAACAACUGAAAAUCUCUCCUAACUAGCGACGGUUGUUGAUCGAUGAGAUGUUGCUCUAUCUCUUCGCUCUAUUGAGAUGUUCAGACUGGGAUGUAAUUUAGAUAUGCAAAUUUCAGGCCUAUAUUGUCUUAUAUAUACAGUUACUAACCAAGAACACAUCGUAUGGUCUGCCUGUGCACAAGCAAUAGACAGGUGUUUCGUUUCGCUCUUAUUUCGCAAUCUGCCGACACGAUGGAGUCUCUCUUGAAUAAUCUCGAAAAACAUGUUACUUGCUCCAUUUGUCUGGAUACUUACACCAAACCAAAGACCAUAGCUUGUCUUCAUACCUUCUGCUUGAAAUGUUUAGAGGAGCACGCUUUGAGAACCCAAACACAAGGACAAUUUCGAUGUCCCGAUUGUCAGGCACAAGUGAAUAUCCCAGAAGGAAAUUGUUUCGAUAAUUUGCCAACUGGCUUUCUGCAAAACAGUUUGUUGAGUCUUCUCGCUGUACGACAAAGUGGCGAUGGAAGUCAGAUCAACUGUGGUAAUUGUGAGAAAAAGAGCGCCGAGAUCAGCUAUUGCUUUGCUUGCGAAGAUUUAUUGUGCCGUGACUGUGUUAAUGCACACAAAAGGUUUCAAAACAGAGGCUUUCGAGGACACAGAGUGACGGCAGUGAAACAGUUUCAAGCCGUAGACUACGAGGCCUUGUUAAAGCGUCAGUCCUUUUGCCCUCAGCCUUACCACGAGAGAGAGGUAACCAGGUUUUUUUGCCUUGAAUGCCAAGUUUGUGUUUGUCAAGUUUGCAUAAACACUGAUCACAAGAAUCAUAACGUUGAUCCGCUUGAGAAAGCAGCGGAUGCCGAGAAAGCAAACAUUAUGGCGGCAGUCGAAUCGGCAGAACAAAAGAAGAAAGUCUGUAGCGAUGCGAUUAAAACUUUCCAACAAGUUGUUGUAGAGCUAGAACGAAAUGUUACCGCCGCUAAACGAGAGGUUUCCCAAACAUCGGAACAAAUGAUCGCGAAGAUUCGAGAACACGAGCGGGAAGCUAUACAAAUCCUCGAGAAUACACGCGUGUCUAGAAUGGAGAAAAUAAACUCUCUAAACGAGCAAGUAAAGUCAUUGAUCAAACAGCUUGACCAAGUAGUUCAGUUUGCAAAAAAUCUGGUUGAGGGAAGCUCCAGUUCAGAUGUUAUGAAAAGUAAGAAGAGUUUAGAGCAGCGGUUUGGAGAUCUCAACAAGGCCACAGUCCCUUCGCUUCCGGUUUGUUCAUUCGUGAAGUUUUUCCCGACUAAUACACUUGACAACCUAAACUUGGGGUCAGUGGUAACCGAUGAAACAGAUGUACGGUUGUCAUCAAUAGUGGCACUUACUAAAAAUCUUCAAGCUGGUUUGGAAGCAGAGCUUCUGAUUUGUCCAAAGCGAAAGAGUGGUAAAUGCCAGCGUGAAUUUGACGUUAAAGUGCUCAUAGAACCUGCUGAAUAUGUAGCAGUUUUAAGAACUUUUAAAAACGAAAAUGAUGAUUUCCACGUGAAGUUUGUUCCUAAAAUACCUGACACCUUUAACGUGACAGUCAUGAUAAAUGGCAACAAACCUUUUACCAGUCCUUUCAGAGUCCACAUAAAGGAACGACGGAUUGAUGUUGUGGGCGAGUUACUUCUAAAGGGAGAAAUUCCUGAUACUCCAAAUUCGAUUGUUGUCAACAGCAAAGGAACGAUCGCUGUGAGUGACCGUGAAAAACACUGCAUUCUAACGUUUGAUGAGGAUGGAAAUUUUGUGCAAAAAUUUGGCUGCUAUGGAGAAGGACCUGGGCAGCUCGUUAAUCCAGCUGGAAUGACACUCCUGAAUGAUGACGAGCUUCUGGUGGUGGAUGAUGAUAAUGGCCGAAUUCAACAAUUCAAUGUACAGACAGGGAACUUUGUGAAGAGCUUUGGAAAGACAGGGACUGGAGACGGCGAAUUUACAAGACCUGAAGGAGUUUUCAUCAAUAAUGAAGGACAUGUCAUUGUAGCGGAUCACUCUAACAGCAGAAUCCAGGUCUUGGACAAAGAUGGUAAAUUCAUGUCCAAAUUUGGAGACAACGACCCUGAAAAGCUAAAGAAACCUAGUGGAUGCAUUUAUCACAAAAACAAGUUCAUUGUAACUGACUUUGGAAACCAUUGUUUGAAAGUGUUUGACAAAUCAGGAAAGUUUUUGUACAAGAUUGGAGAAAAAGGCGAUGCUGAUGGACAAUUUUCAUCUCCAUGGGGUCUGUGUGUUGAGAAAUAUGACGAUCAUCAGAAUCUUUUAGUGUGUGACAGAAGUAAUGGACGCAUUCAACAGUUCACAAUGGAGGGUCGUUUUAUUGGCAAAACUUUUAUUAAGCUAAGAGAUCCGAAAGCAUUAGCUACAACACCAGAUGGUCGUAUUUUGGUUUGUGACUAUACAAACAAAAAAAUUUAUGUCUUGAAAUAG
This is a messenger RNA of Pocillopora meandrina, 9062 nucleotides long. The record is from the annotation of a GenBank genome assembly. NCBI's taxonomy places the organism in Eukaryota, Metazoa, Cnidaria, Anthozoa, Scleractinia, Pocilloporidae.